Molecule: messenger RNA, 804 nt
Organism: Alternaria atra
Lineage: Eukaryota; Fungi; Ascomycota; Dothideomycetes; Pleosporales; Pleosporaceae
Exons: 2
Coding region: 1-804 (267 amino acids)
Biological process (GO): exocytosis
Cellular component (GO): cell tip; Golgi to plasma membrane transport vesicle
Molecular function (GO): guanyl-nucleotide exchange factor activity
Source: RefSeq, a predicted model, not a curated record
AUGGCAGCGACAAUCGAAGUAUCGCCGCCAGCGCCUCCACUACCCACGAAACACGUCCCAAACGAUGCGCACACGCCAAGCUGUCCGUCGUGUGGCAGUAGUAUAGAUAUGGCCGAGCUCCAAGACGCGAAGCAAAGGAUAGAGGAGCUGGAGGCGCAAAUGGAGCGCCUGAAGGAGAAGGCAACAGCAGCUGUCGACAGAUGCGCCGACUACGAAGACCAAAUACGCAGUCUCCAAGCGACACAAAGCGCCCCUAAACUCCCCCGUACCCAAACCUCACAAUCCGAUAUCGUCAACGCGACUUCUCGCCCCUCCGUCGACGUCGAUCCCCCACGUCCCACAACUUCAAGCUCCACAAAGGCCUCUCGCUUCUCCUUCAUUACAAACCGCUUUCCAUCGCCUGCGAAUACGGGGUCUAUGCCUCCGCCUCCGCCACCGAAAGACGCUUCCAGCGCUCCGCCAAUCGACUACACCCUACUCAACGAGCUAGAGCGCGAGCGUGCCCUACGCGCCAAGGCAGAAGCACGCGUUCAGACAGUAGACUCGGAGAUCGAAGAACUUAGUGUGCAAUUGUUCAGCCAAGCGAAUGAAAUGGUUGCAGAAGAGAGACGAGCAAGAGCUAAGCUGGAAGAAAGGGUUGAGACUUUAGAACGUAGGGAUAGGGAGAAGAUGGGUAGACUGGAUCGGUUGGAGAAGGCCGUAAGCAGGGUGGAGAGAGUCAAAGCGUUGCUAGGAGAAAAGGAAGAUAUGAGGAAAGAGGCAGCUGCUGGUAGCGCGUUGCUGUCACCGCCGGUUAGGAGGUGA